CUUAGUGUGGAUUAAACGUCUUCGGCGUCACAGCAAGCCAGAGUGCAGUGGGGGAGAUAUAGUGUCGCUGGUGUUGUAAUAGGGAAAGAUUUGGGGUUUGUUUUUUGCGGGGGGGUAAUAAACAUUAAAAAAAAUGACUAAAUUGGAGCAAUUAAACGUGUUCCUGAGUGAGAGACUGUCGGCGGCGGUGAAUGAGAUCCUCGACACAGUGAGCAGGAUGAUGCAGGAGUACGAGGAGGAAACGGCUCGGAUACGCAAAGAGAACGAGUAUCUGAAGGAAAUGUUAAAGGUUACAGGAUGCAGUUUAACAGAAACAAAUCCGGGCAUCAUCUCUUCUGUGUCUUUUGGAAAACAAGAUGGCACCUCAAGCAUACAGCAGGAAGCCGAGCCCCAGGAGAGUUUGAGCCAGCACCGGGCAGCAAAGAAAGAAAAUGCAAGCAUAAAAUCCGAACAUCCCACCCCUCAAUACCCUGCAAAUUCUGACUCCGAGUCUGAAUCCAGACCCACAGACGACCCCGCCGAACUGCCCCAGUGCACCCCGCUGUCAAACUCUCACGCUGUAGAUCAGGACAUGGUAGACUUCGAUUUCCCCAUAAAAGUCAAAGUCGAGUCAAUGAAUGUAGAGUCACACUCAGGUGAUGCCACAGACAAUAUGGAUGCCAGCAACCAGAGCUGGUCUCCACAGAACUGGGAUCUGUUUUCAGAAAGGACCUAUCAGAACAGAGUACAGCAAGGAGCCGGUCUGCAUCCGUACGGCACCGAAGGUUCUCGUUCCACAGAUACCACAGUUCAAAAUCAGCCCGUAGAGUUCCAAGCGGCAUUCAGCUACACAAACCGGACCAUAUGCAAUAACAGGCUGCACUGUACAAGCAGACACUGUGAACUGCAGAAAAGGACCACGUCUAAAUCGAGCCCAGUGUGGCAGUAUUUCUCAUUGAAAGAGAACGAUUGUAGUAAGGCGGUGUGUCUGAUGUGCAAAGCGGUAAUAUCACGUGGGGUUAAAGAGUACACAACAUCAGCACUGUUAAAACAUCUCCGUAUGAAGCAUGGCAAGUGUUGAACUCGAUUUCUUUCUUUCUUUUUUUUUUUUUGUACUUUUGUACUCUUGAAUCAGUAACAAAGAAACACAUAGGUCAUUAUCUACACAUGUAUGAAUGACACCAGUCUCUAAUGUAGCAAAUGAAAACCGCACUGACCAAAAUGUAGUUCAUUAAAUUGCCAUCGAUUUUGAAUGAUUCUGCAGAUCUGAGCUGGCAAAAAUACCUCCCUGUGGUUUUACUGAGAUAAAAAUAUACUAUAUGAAAUAUUCUUUCGACUCGUUAUAGACGUAAAAAAAAAAAAAAAUGCCAUGAAUGCUUCUGGAUCUGAACAUAAAAGACUGAUUUAAAGUAAACAUGAUUUACUGUGUUUCCACUGUAAGUAGUCUGGGUUAUAAAGCAACUUGUGGCAUAAAGACAUGUACAAGACAGGGUUUCAGGGAUAUAUAUAUAUAUAUAUAUAAUGAUAGAAUCUGAUUGUGCCAUUUGGGUGGGGAGUCUCCAUAAUUUACUUAGUUCUGAUGAACAUUUACAUUUUUAGUUUUAUAGUAAAACAGAUAAGAACAGCUUAAAUAUGCACACAUUUUGAGGUACUUACAUCAUUGCUUAUAAACAGAUGGGUGACAAAUUAAAGGAAAUAAAAAAAAAUCCACCUUGACUGUUGUGUUUAGGAGCAUUUUGCACCGCCAGCAUCAGAACACUACUUGAGAUCACUGAUUUUUGGUGGAGUGGUGUUCAUCCAUCCCUCCAGUACAGUUCUAGAGACGUGUAGAAUCAAUGCCAAGGUGGCUUCUGGGAACCCAACACCUUUAAGACACUAUCAUUUUUGUCCUUUAAUUUGUCACCAGCGUAUAGUUGCGACUUGGGUAUCUGAGGUGAUGGUGAGAAAUCUUUUUCUAGUCAGUCAGUUUGUAUUUUCACUACCUUAGUUCUUAUUAUUACUUGGAUGUGAGAGGUUGUUUCUGGGUCAGCACUGUUACUGAUACAAUUUAUUCACAUCCAAAUAUAUUCAUAAAAAGCUAAAAUCAAUGCUGCACUGUAUUUUCUUGUUUGUUUCUUUAAGAGCCAAUGAUUAUAAAGCUCAGAAAGUGAUAAUUCUUGAACCUUGACCAGUGGUAUGUGGAUCUGAGCUGUGUUUUGUUUUCAUGGUAUAAUUUGAACUUUGUAAUGAACGUUAUUCAUUCGCUAUGAAUAAACUGCAGUCAGAAGGGAUGCGAACUUUUGCACAACAUGUCUAACAUCUGAUUGUACAAAUGCAUUAUUUUAAGAAAAAGUAUCGGUGUCUGCAUCGAGGUGCCUCUCUUACAGCUCCAGGGUUCCCGGGUUUGAUCCCAAGCUCAGCUCACAUCUUCUCCCUAUCUUCACCUCCCUCAUGGGCUGCCUCUGGGUUUUCUAUCUCCUUAUAACAUGCCAAAAAGUGAUGACAAUAAGGAUGAAUGAAUGAUAUGUAAAGGUAAAAAUGGCACUAGUACCUGAAUAUUCAGACGCUUUAACAUUGAUUCCCGUGCUUUGGGUAGUUUGUGAAUACUUGUGUUUGAGUUAAUUUGGAACCUCGUCUAGGGUGUCCCCCGACUUAAGGCCCUGAGUGCCCUGUUAUAGACUCGAGGUUCACUGUGACCCUAUGUAGAAUAAGUGCUAUAGAAAAUGGAGGUAAAAUCAUAAAUCUGUUUCUAUGAAUGUAAUCGUUUUCACAUCCACAGGGAUCAUCAUGGGUUCCCUGACCAGUCUGUGGCUAUGCUACCCUACACACGGCAAGCUGUGGUGCACUUUCUUCCUAUCAUAGCCACCAUUAACCUUUUUUAGCAGUUUGGGCUUUAGUAGCUCUUUGCUUGCAACACAAAUCAGUGAGCCUUAGCUGCUCAUGACCCUGGCAGCAGUUCACCCUGUCUGUAGGUACUAACUAGUGCAUACUGGGAACAUCCCACAAGACCUGCUAUUUUGAAGCUGCUCUGACUCAGGUGUCUAGUCAUCACAAUUUGACCUUCAGCAGUAUCUGUGAGAUCUGUAGGCUUGCCCAUUUUUCCUGCUUCCAACACAUCAGCUUUGAGAACUCACUGUUUACUUGCUGCCCAAUAUACACAACUCCUUAACAGGUGCCGAGUACGUCACUUGUCAGUGAUUUUGAUGUUAUGGCUAAUGUUAUGGUUUAAUACCAGCAAUAGAACCUCACCAUAUCCUGUUUCAGAUUUCAAAAAGUCCUGUCCUGGACCCGUUAUUCUCAGUAAAAUAUCCAGCCAGUCUCUCUCAUACAGCCAGAGAGAGUACUAUGAAUCUAUGAAUAAGAUAUUAACAAGCUUCUCAGAUCAGAGAUCAGAAAGGUGCUUGCCACAUGUCGUGUUUCUCUAGUUUCUUUAAAGGUCUCAGAGCAGAUUUUUUUCAAAAAAAUGUCUGCUCUGACCCUUUGCUUUCUACUUGUUUGCUUCACUAGUUCCAAAAAGCAUGAAUCUCUGCAUAUCUAGUGUUGUUAAAAUGCUUCUCCUGUACAGACU
This is a messenger RNA of Hemibagrus wyckioides, 3526 nucleotides long. RefSeq names its product zinc finger BED domain-containing protein 4. The record is from RefSeq and is a predicted model, not a curated record. Bases 134 to 1060 code for a protein of 308 amino acids. Lineage: Eukaryota; Metazoa; Chordata; Actinopteri; Siluriformes; Bagridae. The transcript has 2 exons. Gene Ontology annotation, molecular function: DNA binding.